GAACGCCCAACGUGUCAGUCGGCGCUGAAGAAGAUCUCCAGUAACGCCUUGCAGUGGACCGGUUUGAUCAGACUACUAUAACACACCGCCGCUUACCUUUUAAUCCCCGGCAAUGGAUAACAUUAAAGACGGGUGGUUCACCGAAACAUGCACAUUGUGGCCUGGUCAAGCGAUGAGUCUUCAAGUAGAGGAGGUGUUGUAUAAUAAAAAAUCGAAGUUCCAGGAUGUAAUGGUUUUUAAAAGUAAAACUUAUGGAAAUGUGCUGGUUUUGGAUGGAGUCAUCCAAUGCACAGAACGAGAUGAAUUUUCUUAUCAAGAAAUGAUUGCCAAUCUACCUCUCUGCUGCCACCCUUGCCCAAAGAAGGUUCUCAUCAUUGGUGGAGGAGACGGUGGUGUCCUGAGGGAGGUUGUCAAGCAUCCGCUGGUGGAGUCUGUUGUUCAGUGUGAAAUUGAUGAGGAUGUAAUAAAUGUUUCCAAGAAGUACCUCCCUGGAAUGGCAAAAGGCUUCUUCAGCCCCAAACUUACUCUGCAUGUUGGUGAUGGCUUUGAAUUUAUGAAAAAGAAUCAGGAUGCCUUUGAUGUCAUCAUCACAGACUCCUCAGACCCUGUCGGUCCGGCUGAAAGCUUGUUCAAAGAGUCUUACUACCAGCUCAUGAAAACGGCACUUUGUGAGGGAGGAAUUCUCUGUUGUCAAGGAGAGUGUCAGUGGUUGCAUUUGGAGCUAAUCAAAGAAAUGCAGACCUUCUGUAAGACCCUCUUUCCUGUAGUAGACUAUGCAUACUGCACCAUUCCAACAUAUCCAAGUGGACAAAUCGGCUUCAUGCUUUGCAGUAAAAAUCCGAAAACAAAUUUCCGUGAGCCAGUACGAGAACUACCAAGAGAUGAGAUCGAGAGCAUGAACCUCAAAUAUUACAAUCCUGAAAUCCACCGUGCGGCAUUCAUCCUCCCAGAAUUUGCCCGAAAGGUACUAAGUGAAGCGUAAAUAGCUUCGUGGGUGCCAUCUUGUCAACACGCUGCCUUCUGUGAAAGCAGAACAAAACCCUCACCACAGCUACAGUAGCUCCCACACCGCAUCCCUCUCCAUCAAUGGACUGCUAAUGGACAAGUGCAAAUACCUUCUGUGGGGAAAUUCUGUCUGUCUGUCCAGUGUCAGCAUGUUCUGUGACCGAUUCCACAGUCUUUCUCUUACUCGUAUUGAGUAUAAAAAAAAAGUGUGCAACGUUCCACUACAACUGUCUUAUUUGCCGUUAAUAAAUAAGCAUGCAGCUAUUUUAAAUGAACUGCAUAUCCUCUCUGUAAACCCUUUCGAAGACUUGAGGUCAGUAACUAUAAUAGAUUUUCUUAUCAUGCUGUAUUAAGGUUUCAUAUUAUGGAUCACUUAAUCAACAGUACACUACUGUCAAACCUAAACCUAUUUAGAAUUGCUAUAAUUUCUAAAACUACUACUCUGAAGUCAGUACAGAAGAUGCUUAACGUAACUAGCAAAACUGGAAGCUAUUUUCUGUAGUUAAGAUUAUCUAACAUUUAAAUGGUUUGUGUUUUCCUUCAUCGCUUGUUAAGGUGGCAUAUGGGCUCUCUGUGAGUGACUUGUGUGCUCUGGCUCUCCUGAACAAGUCUGAUGAGGCCUACAUGAUGUGAUUUUUUUUUUUUUUUUUUUUUUUUUUUUUUUUUUUUUUUUUUUUUUUUUGUAGUAGAGCAAAUAGUGUUUGGUAUGCAGCCUUUUUGAGUGAUAUGCUAUAGUGUAUUGCAAACGUAUGCUUAUGGUCAAUGGACUCUGUAUGAUGGAACGAUUUUGCGGUGUCUUUUAACAUUAGAAUUACUGGAAGUCUCAAACAUUGAGACAUUGUCUUAAUAUUGAAUAUAAUCAUGGAGGUAUACUUUACGACGGAAUAACAGUGUGUGUGUGUAUUUG
Cyprinus carpio (common carp) is the source of this 1912-nucleotide messenger RNA. RefSeq names its product spermidine synthase (gene srm). Gene Ontology annotation, biological process: spermidine biosynthetic process. Gene Ontology annotation, molecular function: spermidine synthase activity. The record is from RefSeq and is a predicted model, not a curated record. NCBI's taxonomy places the organism in Eukaryota, Metazoa, Chordata, Actinopteri, Cypriniformes, Cyprinidae. Gene Ontology annotation, cellular component: cytosol.